This is a messenger RNA of Papaver somniferum (opium poppy), 663 nucleotides long. Its product is annotated as glycine-rich cell wall structural protein 1.8-like. Bases 1 to 663 code for a protein of 220 amino acids. The transcript has 5 exons. The record is from RefSeq and is a predicted model, not a curated record. Lineage: Eukaryota; Viridiplantae; Streptophyta; Magnoliopsida; Ranunculales; Papaveraceae.
AUGAGGUGGAGUGGUUGCGGAAGAGGUGUUGGCGAUGGAGCAGGUGAAGGGGAUGGUGUUGCAGACGAAGAAGAAGAUGGGUUCAAUGGGAAAGAGAGAAGGGGCUGUUUGGGUUCGAGUAUAGGUGUUUGUUGCUGUGGUGUGAGGCGGGCACAUCAAGUUGGAUGUACCGCGAAGUGGAGUGGUUGCGGAAGAGGUGGUGGCGAUGGAGCAGGUGAAGGGGAUGGUGUUGCAGAGGAAGAAAAUGGGUUCGAUGGGAAAGAGAGAAGGGGCUAUUUGGGUUCGAGUAUAGGUGUUUGUUGCUGUGGUGUGAGGCGGGAACAACAAGUUGGAUGUACCACGAAGUGGAGUGGUUGCGGAAGAGGUGGUGGCGAUGGAGCAGGUGAAGGGGAUGGUGUUGCAGAGGAAGAAAAUGGGUUCGAUGGGAAAGAGAGAAGGGGCUAUUUGGGUUCGAGUAUAGGUGUUUGUUGCUGUGGUGUGAGGCGGGAACAACAAGUUGGAUGUACCACGAAGUGGAGUGGUUGCGGAAGAGGUGGUGGCGAUGGAGCAGGUGAAGGGGAUGGUGUUGCAGACGAGGAAGAAGAUGGGUUCGAUGGGAAAGAGAGAAGGGGCUGUUUGGGUUCGAGUAUAGGUGUUUGUUGCUGUGGUGUGAGUCUUUCAUAA